GAGCGCAGGCGCUGUGGGUCAGGGGCGCGUGAGGAGGGGCGGUGCGGGGGCAGGGCCGGGGCCGGGGUUUGGUUCCAUCCCGGUCCCGUUCCCGGUCCCGUUCCUUUUCCCGUUCCCGCUCCGCACCCGCUCGCUUCCGGGGACAGCGGGCACAUCAUGGGCUCCCUGCGGCUCCUCGUCCCCCGCUGGUGCCGCUACGCCUCCCCCGCUGUGCUGCGGACGCGGUGCGCAGCCCCCGGGGUUGGAGCCGGGCAGGCGCCGCUUCUGUCCCGGCCCCCAGGCCAGGGCCCGCUGCCGGGCUGGAGAACGUGCAGCUCCUCCCAGGCCUCCUCCAAAGUGCCCGGCAGCGACCCGAGAGAGAUCAGUGCUGGCAGCUUCGCUGGAGCCACCGAGGAGCAGAAGGAUGACGAUGAUGAUGAUGAAGGUGUGGAGUUCGGGACGCUGUCUGAUAAAUUUUCCUCUAGGAAAUAUUACCACAAAACCACGGCGCGCUUUCGGGAUUUAAAGCUUCAAGAAGAAGGAGAAGAAGAACCAGAAAGAAAACCUCGACGUGGCCCUAGGAACACUCCAUACUGGUACUUCCUACGGUGCAAGGCCCUCAUCAAAGAGGACAAGCUGGCAGAGGCUCUGGAGCUGUUUGAGGUGCAGAUGCUGAAGGAGGAGCGUGUCCAGCCAGAAGAAGGCAAUUACACUGUUCUCAUUGGUGGCUGUGGCAGGGUUGGCUACGUGAAGAAGGCAUUCAGGCUCUACAAUGACAUGAAAAAACGAGGGUUAAUCCCCACAGAGGCCACUUACACAGCCCUGUUCAACGCCUGUGCUGAGUCUCCCUGGAAGGACUCGGGGCUGCAGAGCGCCCUGAAACUGCGGCAGCAGCUGCAGAGCAAAAACGAGGAGCUGAACCUCAUCACCUACCACGCCCUGCUGAAGGUCUGUGCCCUCUGCUCGGACCUCAGGAUGUGCUUGGAUGUACUCAAGGAAAUUGUGCAGAAGGGCCAUGUCCUCACAGCUGAGACCUUCAGCUUCCUUCUCAUGAGCUGCAUAAAAGACAGAGAGAACGGCUUCCGAUUUGCCUUGCAGGUUUGGCAGCAGAUGAAGAAGCUGGGAAUAAAGGCCGACAGCCACACCUACAACCUGAUGCUGCGCGCGGCCAGAGACUGUGGGAUUGGCAACCCCGCUGUGGCCUCUAAACUCCUGCUCAGUCCCCCUGAGAGCCCACCUCAGCUAAAGCUGCCGCCUGGCAGGCGGAAGGAAAAAGUGAAAAAUCAGAGGAAGAAGGGAUCAGAGAGUGCUGCUGUCCAGCUGGAUGUGGAAGCUAUGGAAAAGCAGUUAUUUCAGGAGAGUUCGGUGCAGCCCGAGGAAGGGACCCAGCAACAAAAUAAAGAUGUGGCUUGGGCUGAAGCAAAAUCAGCUGCUCCUGACAGCCCCAGUGCCACUCACAGCAGGGCUGGAGCCUUGAUGAGGAGAGCCCAGAGUGAGAUGGAACAGGAACAGCCACCCCCAAGCCAGAAGCUGCCUCUGUGCAACCUGCCCAACUUGUUGGAUUCCAGGGUGGCUGACAUAGCCGUGGUUUCCCUGGGGACAGUGGCCACACCAUCCCAUAGACUGGCUCUGAUGGGGGAUGUGGAGGGAUUCUUGAACAAAAUGAAAGAGGACAAUGCAGAGCCCAACAUUAAAACGUUCACAUUACUGGCCGAGCUGGUGGAACCCCAAAGCCCCUCAGAAUCCUCUCUGCUGGCUUUGCUGGAUGAUCAUAAAGUAAAAGUAGAUGUGACCUUCUUUAACACUUUAAUGAGGAAGAGAAGUAAACUGGGAGACCUGGAGGGAGCAAAGAGCAUGCUGCCAGCUCUGGUGAAGAGGGGACUGUCACCUAACCUCCAGACAUUCUGUAACCUGGCAAUUGCCUGCCACAACCAGCAGGACGGACUGCAGCUGCUGUCGGAUUUGAAGAGGUCUGGAAUAACUCCCAACAAGUACAUCUACAGCAGCCUCAUUGCUGCUGCCGUGAGGCAGCUGGAUUACAGUUACCUCACGGAGAUCCUGCGGGACAUGAGGAACAAGCAGGUGCCUCCCAACGAGGUGAUCAUCCGGCAGCUGGAGUUCGCAGCGCGGUACCCUCCCAAGUUUGACAGGUAUAAGUACAAAAACCCAUACCUGGAGAAGAUUGAUGGUUUCCGUGGCUACUACUACCGGUGGUUAAAAGUUAUGGCUGGAGAGGAGACCCCCCACCCCUGGGCCAAGUACAGGACAGCAAAGCCUGGGGGGCAGGACAGCAAGGCAGAGGCUGUGCAGGAAAAGGGAGCAGGAUGCUGAAGUUUCAAGUUCUUCCAGCACAAGGAAGAUGCGUGACUUGCUUCUUUAAACUGGCUUGUAUUAAAGCUGCUUUGUGUAUCCCCAAGCCCCAGUUCUUGCAAUAGUUACAUAAUAAAAUAUUUCCUUUUGUUUUAAGGAGGAGCAAAUACAUUUUCAGUGAGUUUCCUUCUGCCGAGGAU
This is a messenger RNA of Motacilla alba alba, 2489 nucleotides long. RefSeq names its product pentatricopeptide repeat domain 1 (gene PTCD1). Gene Ontology annotation, molecular function: tRNA binding; protein binding. The transcript is spliced from 8 exons. The record is from RefSeq and is a predicted model, not a curated record. Gene Ontology annotation, cellular component: mitochondrial matrix. Gene Ontology annotation, biological process: tRNA 3'-end processing. Lineage: Eukaryota; Metazoa; Chordata; Aves; Passeriformes; Motacillidae. Bases 157 to 2310 code for a protein of 717 amino acids.